AUGCAACAUAGACAUUAUGUUGAGACGGUUGAUCGCACACUUCGAGAUAUUUGUGAUUGUGAAAAGCCAUUUAGGGGUAUCACUAUUGUUCUUGGUGGAAACUUUCGACAAAUCUUACCAGUUAUAACCAAAGGAGUUCGUGAGCAAAUUAUGAAUGCAUCAUUGAGACACUCUGUUUUGUGGAAGGAUCUACAUGUUUUAUCUUUAGAUUUGAAUAUGCGCUUGAAUCAUGCAAACCUUGGAAAUGUUUUUUUUGCAAAAUUCUUGACAGAGGUUGAAACCGAUCCGCAAGAAAUCAUUAAAAUUCAAUCAACAAUACACAAAUGCCAGGAUCUAAAGGAAUUACUCUCAGCAGUUUAUCCACAAUUGGAUGUGGCAAAUAUAUCAACCCCAUCAUUCUUAACGGAACGUACAAUUCUUUGUGCACGAAAUGAUGAUGUCAAUGCUAUCAAUAUUGCUGCGUUGAAUAUUUUUCCAAGGAAUACAUAUACGUAUCUUGCUGCAGAUAAGAUGGCUGAAGAUGAUGAAAUUGAUCCUUCCAUUACAAACAGAUAUCCUAAUGAGUUUUUAAAUUCAUUGGAUCCUUUUGGGCUACUAGCUUUUAAGGUAGAGUUGAAAGUGGGUUGUCCUAUAAUGUUAUUAAGAAACAUUGCACCGAAAGAUGGACUGUGUAAUGGCACAAGAUUGAUGGUAUCAAGGUGCAACACUCACAUAAUUGAAGCUCGAAUCUUAACUGGAGAGAAGUUUGGCAAUUUGGCAUUUAUACCAAGGAUAUCAUUGACUCCGUCUUCUACAGAAAUGCCUUUCCGAAUGACAAGACGUCAAUUUCCAGUUGGAUUGGCAUACGCCUUGACCAUUAAUAAAUCUCAAGGACAAUCUGUGAAAUUUGUUGGGGUUGAUUUGCGUACACCUGUUUUUAGUCAUGGGCAACUAUACGUAGCAUUAUCUAGAUGCACAUCUUUCAAUCGUAUAAGUAUCCUCCUCCUUAAUGAUGAGCCAGAUUCCACUACAAAUAUUGUUUACCCUGAAGUUUUGUUAUGA
Molecule: messenger RNA, 1041 nt
Organism: Camellia sinensis
Lineage: Eukaryota; Viridiplantae; Streptophyta; Magnoliopsida; Ericales; Theaceae
Source: RefSeq, a predicted model, not a curated record